Messenger RNA from Gracilinanus agilis (Agile Gracile Mouse Opossum), 294 nucleotides. Its product is annotated as keratin-associated protein 21-1-like. The transcript has a single exon. The record is from RefSeq and is a predicted model, not a curated record. Lineage: Eukaryota; Metazoa; Chordata; Mammalia; Didelphimorphia; Didelphidae. The coding region runs from base 1 to 294 and encodes 97 amino acids.
AUGAGCUACUAUGGCAGCUGCUAUGGAGGCCUGGGCUAUGGCUAUGGCUCUGGUUAUGGCUGUGGAUGUGGCUGCUUCCGUGGCUUAGGCUAUGGUUAUGGUGGCUAUGGCUCUGGUUAUGGCUGUGGAUGUGGCAGCUUCCGUGGCCUAGGCUAUGGCUAUGGUGGCUAUGGUUCUGGUUAUGGCUGUGGAUGUGGCAGCUUCCGUGGUCUAGGUUAUGGCUAUGGUGGCUAUGGCUAUGGCUGCUGCCGCCCUUCUUGCUGUGGAAGAUAUUCUUCCUGUAGCUUCUACUGA